Molecule: messenger RNA, 123 nt
Organism: Hippopotamus amphibius kiboko
Lineage: Eukaryota; Metazoa; Chordata; Mammalia; Artiodactyla; Hippopotamidae
Product: ATP synthase membrane subunit K, mitochondrial-like
Exons: 1
Coding region: 1-123 (40 amino acids)
Source: RefSeq, a predicted model, not a curated record
AUGGCAGAUCUAAAAACCAAGGCUCAAUUCCAUUUCACUGGUGUUAAAAAAUAUUUUAUUGCUUUGAUGGUCUUAUCCUUCAAGCUAAUAUUUAAAAACUCCCCAGCUGUGAAAGCAACAUAA